Messenger RNA from Octopus sinensis (East Asian common octopus), 720 nucleotides. RefSeq names its product chymotrypsin-like elastase family member 3B. The transcript has 3 exons. The record is from RefSeq and is a predicted model, not a curated record. The coding region runs from base 77 to 445 and encodes 122 amino acids. Gene Ontology annotation, biological process: proteolysis. Gene Ontology annotation, molecular function: serine-type endopeptidase activity. NCBI's taxonomy places the organism in Eukaryota, Metazoa, Mollusca, Cephalopoda, Octopoda, Octopodidae.
UGAAUACGAUGUGGAUAAAAUCUUGAAAUCAAAAGAAUAUGGUCUUGUAAUUCUGCGAGUGAAGAACGAAAUUAAAAUGUCACGUUCUGUACAGCCAACUUGUUUGCCAGAACACCGCAUGCCCCGUUAUACGAAAUGUUUUGCUGUUGGAUUUGGGCGUGUAUCAACACGCUUAGAAGAAUUAAAGGUUGAAAAAACAGAACCUACAUUCUGCAAGAAGCAUAAUCCAAGUAGUGGAAACAAUACAUUCUGUUUCAACGACAAACACGACGAGCCACCACACUGUACUUUUCUUGGAGGAAGUUAUGUAACAUGCCCCAAUGAACAUGGCAAGUGGACGGUGUAUGGUAUUGGUCAUCACACUUCAUGUUAUGCUACUGAUUUACAUCCUUCAGUAGCUUUUGAAGUAUAUGAUAUGAAAGAUUGGAUUGAAGAGGAAAUAUAACAUGUUAAAUACAAGAUGUUUGCUACAAUGUUAAUUACUAAUGAUUAAUUUGAUUUAAAUUGAUUUCAUUAACUGCUUAAUUCCACAAUUAAAUUUUGCAAAUUCUAACCAUGUGACUAACUCUCGAGUCUCAUUUGUUGCUUCCUUAUUUUUAUUAUCCUUAUUUGUUCUCUAAAGAUUUAUAUGCCACGUUUAAACAUAUUAAAUUUAUACUUUUAAAAUACUUACAUUAAUCAUAUAUGUUCUAAAUAUCUAAAUAAAAAGAUUAAUUUUCC